GCUACUUAAUUAUCUCCUUCUCUCUCUCUCUCCCUCCCUUCCUCUCUCUCUCUCUCUCUAUAUAUGUAUAUUAUCUACAUAUAAUCUUCUUAUAAUUUGACAUAAAUUAGAAAAAUGCCCACUUCUAUUACUCAAGAACCCGAAACGAGUGAAAACCAAGACGAAAUAGUCAUACCCGAACAACUUCAAAGAAGAAAAGUUUCAUAUCCAAAGUUGCAAAGACAUGAUUCGUUAGACCUCGAAGCCGCCAAGAUCACCGGUCAUCGAAUCCAUGGCUCCAAGAAUGUGGAGUGGUCGGUGAUAUUGCACCUGGCCUUCCAAAGCAUCGGGAUAGUGUACGGAGACAUCGGAACGUCGCCGCUUUACGUCUACGCAAGCACGUUUACUGACGGCAUCAAACACGAUGACGACAUCCUCGGAGUCCUCUCAUUGAUCUUAUACACCCUCACGUUGAUCCCUCUUAUAAAAUACGUGCUCAUCGUUUUGCGUGCUAACGAUAACGGCGACGGAGGAACAUUUGCAUUGUACUCGUUGAUAUGUCGAUAUGCCAAGGUGGGUUUAAUCCCAAGCCAAGAAGCCGAAGACUCGAAUGUAUCGAAUUACCAAUUAGAGUUACCAAGCAAACGACUAGAGACAGCAUCGAGACUCAAAUCAAAGUUGGAGAAUAGCCAUUUUGCCAAGCUCUUUCUUUUGUUCGCCACCAUGCUUGGCACCUCUAUGGUCAUCGGUGAUGGUGUUCUCACGCCAUCCAUCUCAGUUUUGUCAGCUGUUGGAGGCAUCAAGGAAGCUACAUCUAAAAUGACAGAAGUCUCGUGUCAGAGCGUCCAUACCUCUGAGAAAUAUGAAGGCCAAGUCUACAUCCCCGAAAUCAAUUACAUACUCAUGCUUGCCUGUGUUGGUGUCACUGCGGGUUUUAAAAGUACUGAUAAAAUCGGUCAUGCUUACGGAAUCGCGGUGGUGUUUGUGAUGACCUUAACAUCAUCAUUUCUGGUGCUCAUAAUGCUGAUGAUAUGGAAAACGAAUAUACUCUUCGUUAUCAUCUAUGUUCUUAUUAUCGGCUCAGUCGAGUUGGUCUAUUUGAGCUCUGUACUUUACAAAUUUGACCAAGGAGGCUAUCUCCCAUUAGCAUUCGCCGUUGUUCUAAUGACCAUUAUGUACGUCUGGAACGAUGUUUAUAGACGAAAAUACUAUUACGAGCUCGAUCACAAGAUCUCUCCGGAGCACGUUAAAGAGAUCAUAUCUAGCGACAACGCUAACGUGUGUCGAAUCCCAGGGCUUGCCAUGUUUUAUUCAGAGCUUGUUCAAGGCAUACCGCCCAUCUUCAAGCACUAUGUUGCUAAUGUCCCGGCUCUACACUCAGUUCUUAUCUUCGUCUCCAUCAAGUCCCUCCCCAUUGGAAAAAUUCCUGUGGAAGAAAGGUUCUUGUUUCGUCGAGUGGCGCCUAAGGAGCUCAAUAUGUUCCGUUGUGUAGCAAGGUAUGGAUAUACCGACGUGCAUAAUGAUCAAGAACCAUUUGAGAAGAUGUUGAUCGAGAAGUUGAAGGAGUUUAUAGAAAGAGAGUUCUGGUUAGCCCGAGUUUCAGCUGCCAAGAGAAGUAGUGGAGACAUGGUAGGUGAUGAUCAUGAUCACGAUGAUGAUCAGAAUGGUGAUAAUCAGAUGGUGGAGAAGGAGAUAGAGUUGAUUGAUGCAGGAGUGAGGGCUGGGGUGGUGCAUUUGAUGGGGGAGAAUGAGGUUGUGGCAGCGAGAGGAAGUGGGAUUAUGAAGAAGAUAAUGAUUGAUUAUGCCUUCAAUUUCUUGAAGAAGAACUUGAGAAUGAGUGAUAAGGUAUUUGAUAUUCCUCAUAAGCAGCUGCUCAAAGUUGGAAUGACUCUUGAACUUUAAAACAUAAA
Molecule: messenger RNA, 1889 nt
Organism: Carica papaya (papaya)
Lineage: Eukaryota; Viridiplantae; Streptophyta; Magnoliopsida; Brassicales; Caricaceae
Source: RefSeq, a predicted model, not a curated record